AUUCACCAGAGAGGUUUUUUCUCUCUUUUGUCUUCAUUGUUGUCAUCAUGUCGCUUUGAUACCGACGCCCCUUUGUAGUGUUGCUGGAAAGCAGGCGAAGGCAGCAAGGCAUUCAAAGCUGAGGUAGCGACGGCAGUUCGACAGUCUGUCCGGGUGACGUUUGUUGUCGUGCACUAGGAACAGCUCAGUGAAGAGGAUUUACGCGUGCAGACGACUCGUGCUAGUGCGUAGGGAACCACGGUUGCUGGCAAUCGCAUUCUGCAACAGAACAUUUGAACGAUUACAUGUACUAGUACCUGAGCAGCCGUCCCAUCGGAUGUCGAAGAACUAGAUGCUGAAGUGCAGGCCGCAGCCGUCCGCAGCAUCCUGCUGUCGGCAAUGCCUGCCAAGGAACUGGCCGUUCUCACGUUCAUGGUUCAGCACCUGUACCGUGUUUCGCUGAACUCCCAGGAGAACAAGAUGACGUCACGCAACCUGAGCAUCGUGUUUGCACCCAACUUCACACAGCCUCCGCUGGACAACUUCUCGACGUCGCUGACCUCCUCACUCAGCCAAGUGGUUGCUCUGAUGAUCUCGCAGUGCCACCUUGUGUUUGGUACCACCGGCUCUGCUGCAGGGCGCACGGGAACAGGCUCAACGCCAACGAGAGCAGCGCCUUCCGCUGGACUUAGCAGUGCAUCCGCUGCGAGCUUGACCAGCGACAGCGCUGCUCGUGGAGUUCCUCUCCCAGCGUACAAAGUCGUAUCUCUGUCAAACCCAGGCUCUCGGCCACCAUCCGUCACUGAUAGUCAUCCAUCCAUCGCUACAGCUUCAACCAGUGCAGGUUCCUCGCCGAAGCUACCAAGACGGAGUCCGUCGCAGAAAUCCCCGGCACCUUCCGCUUCUGCGAAUCCCCCUAAGGAGUUUGAGAUGUAUGGCAGGACUCCUGUAUGGGGAGCUCGAUAGCGGAGGAGGCAACAUGCGCUGCCGCAGUGCGUGUGUAUGUGUGUGUGUGUGUGUGUGUGUGUGUGUUUGUGAAUGUGUGUGUGUGUGUGUGUG
Molecule: messenger RNA, 1038 nt
Organism: Sycon ciliatum
Lineage: Eukaryota; Metazoa; Porifera; Calcarea; Leucosolenida; Sycettidae
Product: rho GTPase-activating protein 42-like
Exons: 4
Coding region: 379-945 (188 amino acids)
Biological process (GO): signal transduction; activation of GTPase activity
Molecular function (GO): GTPase activator activity
Source: RefSeq, a predicted model, not a curated record